ACUAGCAUAUCUUUUAGACAGAUGUGCAUCGCUCAAACAGAAGGAGACAGAAGUCAGAUGAAUUCAAAGGAGUGAUAAAGUGUGGUGGAGAAAGAGAAGCUGUGGUUGCUUUCCUGGUCUGCAGUUUGGCGGGGCACUAAGAUGUCUGUGGACAUGAACAGCCAGGGCUCUGACAGCAAUGAAGAGGAUUAUGACCCUAACUGCGAGGAGGAAGAGGAGGAUGAGGAUCCUGGGGAUAUUGAGGAUUAUUAUAUUGGGGUAGCUAAUGAUGUGGAGCAGCAGGGAGCAGAUGCCUUUGAUCCAGAAGAAUAUCAGUUUAUCUGCCUGACUUACAAGGAGUCGGAGAGCACCUUGAACGAGCACAUGGUCAGCUUGGCCUCCACAUUAAAGGUGUCUCAUGCAGUUGCUAAGCUUGUAUUAGUUAGUUUCCACUGGCAAGUCUCAGAGAUUUUGGAAAGGCACAAGUCCAAUUCUGCCCAGUUGCUAGUGGAAGCACGAGUUCAACCCACCUCAUCCAAACAUACAAUGGUACAUUCCUCCCAUCACUGCGCAGUGUGUAUGCAGUUUGUCCGAAAGGAGAACUUACUCUCUCUGGCUUGUCAGCACCAGUUUUGCCGUAGCUGCUGGGAGCAGCAUUGUACAGUACUCGUCAAGGAUGGUGUCGGAGUUGGGGUCUCCUGCAUGGCUCAGGACUGUCCACUUCGGACACCAGAAGACUUUGUGUUUCCAUUGCUGCCUAGUGAGGAGCUGAAAGACAAAUAUCGGCGCUACCUCUUCAGGGACUACGUGGAGAGCCAUUAUCAGCUGCAGCUGUGUCCCGGUGCAGACUGCCCCAUGGUCAUACAGGUACAGGAGCCCAAAGCUCGACGAGUGCAGUGCAAUCGAUGCAAUGAAGUUUUCUGUUUCAAGUGUCGGCAGAUGUACCACGCACCCACAGACUGUGCCACCAUCCGGAAAUGGCUCACCAAGUGUGCAGACGACUCUGAAACAGCCAACUACAUCAGUGCUCACACUAAAGAUUGUCCCAAGUGCAAUAUCUGUAUUGAAAAGAAUGGAGGCUGCAAUCACAUGCAAUGCUCCAAAUGCAAGCAUGACUUCUGCUGGAUGUGUCUGGGGGACUGGAAGACCCACGGUAGCGAGUACUACGAAUGCAGUCGGUACAAAGAGAAUCCUGAUAUUGUAAACCAGAGUCAGCAAGCGCAGGCCAGGGAGGCCCUUAAGAAGUACUUGUUCUAUUUUGAGCGGUGGGAGAACCACAAUAAAAGCUUGCAGUUAGAGGCACAGACAUACCAGCGAAUUCAGGAGAAGAUCCAGGAAAGGGUGAUGAACAACCUGGGAACAUGGAUAGACUGGCAGUACCUGCAGAACGCUGCAAAGCUGCUUGCAAAGUGUCGUUACACCCUGCAGUACACAUAUCCAUAUGCCUACUACAUGGAGUCUGGCCCCAGGAAGAAAUUGUUUGAAUACCAGCAGGCUCAGUUGGAAGCUGAAAUAGAAAACCUCUCCUGGAAGGUGGAGCGAGCGGACAGCUAUGACAGAGGGGACUUAGAGAAUCAGAUGCAUAUAGCAGAACAGAGGAGGAGGACCUUGCUUAAAGACUUCCAUGACACAUAAGGCGGAAAGA
Molecule: messenger RNA, 1624 nt
Organism: Emys orbicularis (European pond turtle)
Lineage: Eukaryota; Metazoa; Chordata; Testudines; Emydidae
Gene: ARIH2
Product: ariadne RBR E3 ubiquitin protein ligase 2
Exons: 15
Coding region: 142-1614 (490 amino acids)
Biological process (GO): protein polyubiquitination; ubiquitin-dependent protein catabolic process; positive regulation of proteasomal ubiquitin-dependent protein catabolic process
Cellular component (GO): ubiquitin ligase complex; cytoplasm
Molecular function (GO): ubiquitin conjugating enzyme binding; zinc ion binding; ubiquitin protein ligase activity
Source: RefSeq, a predicted model, not a curated record